This is a messenger RNA of Triticum urartu, 1980 nucleotides long. RefSeq lists its product as uncharacterized. NCBI's taxonomy places the organism in Eukaryota, Viridiplantae, Streptophyta, Magnoliopsida, Poales, Poaceae. The record is from RefSeq and is a predicted model, not a curated record.
AUCCCUUCGUAUCCAAAUCAGCUCAACUACCUCCUCCCAUCUCCCUCGCGCGCUCUUUCUCCCUCACCGUCUACUACCUCUGCAAGGCACUUAGCCUAGCGCUACAAGGCACUUGCAUGCUGGUCUUGCUGCAUUAUCAUGCAUGCUCGGCUACAAACUCUGGAACACAUACAACAUGGGUUGGGGACUUGAGAGGCUAGCUCAACUCCAGGAGCGCAACUGCAUGCUACUCUGGUAGACGGCAGCGUAAGGCCAUCAGUGGACAAGCAAAUGGAUCAAAAAGGCCAAUCUACGGUUUCGGAUUCCUGCGUCCUGGAGAUGGAUCAGUUGGCCCAUGAGCUGGAAAGUAAACUGGCCACCCUGAACUCAUCCAAGGCGCAGGUCCUCGACCGUCGCCGUCCUUGUUCCAUCAUCGUCGGCAAGGUCCGUGACCUCACGCGGAACGUCGACAGCAGCGAGUACGAUCCUGACCACGUCGCCAUCGGCCCGUACAACUACCCUCGGCUCCAGAGCAGAAGCCCACACCUCGCCGUGGAGCACGACAAGCUGGCUAGCCUCGACCAGGUGCUCUCGGCGGCGAAGGCAACGAGACCCACCAUGACGGUAGAGGUCUACCUCAAGGAGCUGGCAUGCCUGGAGCACCACACCAGGAACUGCUACGCCAACACAUUUGAUGACAUGUCGAGCGAGCAAUUCGUGCGCAUGCUCCUCCUCGACGGCUGUUACAUACUGUCCCGCCUCGUCGGACUCCGAGCACAUCAUCUAGAUCUAGAUGAUGUGGGCACUGCAGAGGCCGGCGUCUCGUCGGCAAACAGGGCGGAGGCGCUAGCGGUGGUCCGCGACGUGUUCUAUCUCGCGGAGAACCAGAUACCGUACUUCGUGCUUGAGAAGAUCGGGGAGCUGACCACUUUGGAUGGUAAGGAACGUGUGCUUACAGACAUAUCAAAUUAUUCACUUGAUCUCAUGAGGAGACAAAAGUACGCCAUGGCCGCGCCGGCCAUGGUGCCACCAGAGCCGAUGGUGCCGGGAAAUCUGCUCCAUCUUCUUCAUAUGCACUUGAAGCCUGUUGCACUGUCCGUCUCGCCUGCCGUGCUGGUUAGCACCGUCGAUCCCGUGUCUGUGCACCGGUGGCGCUCGGCGACGGAGUACAACUUCGCGGGAGUGAAGUUCAAGGCUCGGGCCAUGAGCGAGAAAGGUCUCAUCCGCUGCAUCCUCGACGUGAAGUUGGACGUCGGUGGCGGCACACUGGAGGUCCCCUGCCUGGACAUCGACUCCGAGACAUGGCGGUUAUUACGCAACUUGAUAGAGCUGGAGCAACGGAACCGGGAGACCGUGGGGAGCCACGUCACGGCAUACUGCGUGUUCAUAUCCCAGGUGGCCUGCACCACGAAGGACGUGGAGCUCCUGUCGAAGAGAGGCGUCAUCGUGCAUGGCCAUGGCAACAACGAAGAGGUGGCAAAAUGCUUCGCCGACCUUUGCAAGGGGAUCCAGUUCGACCCGGAUGACCCCGACUACAACUACCUUCGGGAGACAUGCAAGAAGCUGGAGAAGCGGUUCCACAGCUACCCGCGGAGGUGGAUUGCGUGGCUAAAGCAGAGGUACUUGAGAAACCCUUGGCUAGCCGUUGGCCUCCUGGCAGCUGCUAUUGGCCUAGUUCUCGCAGUCAUCCAAACAGUCUACUCUGUUUUGUGUUACUACAAACAAUGAUCAAAUUAGAAAUCUAAACAUCUUUUCGGCUUUUAAGGACUGGACGUCACGAUAAUAAUAGUUAGAUCAUGUCCUACGUGACUUUACAAAAAUCAGGGUAGAGUUAUGGAAUGCCGAAGGGCCAUCAGACUUAUGGAAUGUAUUGUUAGUCAUGUAUUAUGUGUUGUGAGUUAUGACACGUUCACUAGACAGCCUUAAGGGGUGUUGGACAAUGUAUAAUGGAUUUUAAAUGACAACAUAGAAAAGAGAAAAUGAUGACAAGUUUUCUGGGCA